AUAGGAUGGUAUAAACGGAUGUGUGACACUCAAAUCACACUGUCAUGGACUAUAUUCAAACUUGCUGCUAGUGCUCAGUUCUCUUGUGAGAACUGAGUAUGUUCAAAGGGUAUCACUCAUGGUUGUAUUUCUAGCAAUACUGAAGAGCUGCCUAGAUUCUGUUGAAUGCUGUUGUAAAAGUGAAGGCUUUACAGAGGAGUAUCACUGCUUUUCAUAGCGUUGAAGAAAUAUUAAAACAAAGCAGAACCUACCUACAAUUUUUUUUUCUUUCCAACUUGGCAGAUAUUGCUUUAUUUCUUCAGAUGUAUUUGCAUGCUAGACUGUGCGUCAUUCUUAGGGGCAGUGGCUUUCUUUCAGUGAUGGAGGUGAGCUUCUGGACCCUUGACACAGUUUCUAAGUACAGUGAGGGAGAAUUUAAUGUGAUAUUAAUUUCUCAAACAGUGUAUUAGAUGAUGAGUAGCAGUGGUGUUGAAUCAGGUCCUUAUUGGGAAUUGCUCCCUCAGCAAGGUAUGAGACCUUUAAAUGAGAGGCAGCACCAAGCAGGCAGCAUCCCAGAGCUUUCCCCAGUCAAGAGAAGUGAGCUUCUUUUCUGCCUGCUCAAGGGCAGUGGGAUGACCUCUCUGCCAGGCAAGUCUGCUGGGCAGCAAGCUGAAGAGGAUUUCCAGGGCUGUGUUUCAAGGCCACGUGUACUCUGUAGUGGGAUUUGUGUAAUCACAUAAGAGCAGUGUAGUACAAGAGGUAUAUAACUGCAUAACUUCGCAUCCUAUCUCUGAGCUUAUGCACCAAAAUAAUUCCUCUUAGGAAACUUGCAUACAAUGACUGUGUGGGCAUGUGUCCACAGAUUUGUGAACACGCGAGAGAAAAACCUACAUUAGACAUCAAGUUUUGUUUGGACAAUUUUAAAAUAUAUGUCACAAAAAGAAAACUUAAAGGAAUUACUAAACUUCUAACUCAAGAUAUGGGGGCAGUGCCGAAGUGGUAAUUUUUUAAUCUAAAACGAAAUUUCUUUGAAGUUAGCAGCUGAAGUGGUGUUUUGCAGUGCGAUAUCCUUUCAGGCUGCAGUAAUAAUACAUGAGUAGUAUCUACCUACAGUAAUUUCAGGUUUUAAUAUAUUGAAGGUGGUAGAUAUAAAUAGAAUAUCAUAAAUAGUCAUGUGCAUGGAUUACAAAGAAAUAUAGGCAGCACUGUUCAAGAAAACUGCUUUAGCCCCUUAGUGGAAUUUUAAUUAAAGAAGGAUAAUAAUAGAUAGAAUUAGAGAACACAAUUUAAUAAUGGUUGUGUCAGUGCUCCUCUAAAAUAAGGCCUGACACUAGUCUUAUUAAUAUAGGGUUUGUAUCAGAGAGAAGUUUUUACUUAGAAAAUCUGUAGUCAGAAGGAGAGUAGGGCUAAAUCACAGGUAGCUGAAAAACAAGCAGUGUAGCAGAGUUAAUAGUAAGAAGGCCCAAUCAGUGCAGUAUGCCAUGUGCAUGGUGCUGUCCUGGGUAAGGAGGACAUGUGCCAAGUGUAACUUUUGUAAGCCACCUCACCAUAAUUAAAUGGCUCCAUCUGUCUUUAGCUCCCUCUAUCACCACUGUUACUGCCCUCUUGGAGAUGGGACACUGGGCUGGACAGACCUUAGGCCUGAGCAGCUACUGUCAUUCUUGUGCAGAAUAAGCAUCUAGAGAAAAAAGUUGCCUUUAGAGACUAGAUUUAUCAGAGUGUUCAAAAUACACUUCCUGGCAGAAACUGGAAAGACUAGAAAAUGGCAGGACUUCCACACUGAAUUUAAUCCAGAGUCAUGCUGUUGUAUGUAUCAAUCAUUGGGACUGAUCAAAUAGCUAAACAGUCAGAGCCCGUCAAAUACUCUUGUUCAGCCUGCUCCUAACAUUUCCUGGGGUGGCAGAGCUGCAUUCUUCAGUAUAGUAACGCUCCUCUGUGGUAUGAUUAAACCCUUGAAAAUAUUUACUAAUAGAGCCCAUUUCACCGUCCUAGCAAUUGAGUACCUUCACAGUCUCAUCUGGGCUUUAUGAAUCUCCAAACUGAAACGGGUGUUGAGAUAGUCAUUAUAGUAUAUGCAUGAUACAUAGCAAUGUUAUUUGUGAAAUUCUUAUUUAGUCUCUAACUAGUAAAGUUUUACAAAACAUUAAGAUGAAAGGAGAAUUAAUGACUAAGAGACCUAUCUGGACAGCUUUAGUUUGAGAGUUUAAGUUAAGUUUAAAAUAUUAGAUUAAGAUUACCUCUAAAUUACUGAGAACCAAUGAGUAACCAUGUGGGUUAAAUAUUUUUAGAUGAGAGGAGUUAUCCAUAGUUAAAGAGUUAUGCAAAUCAGCUGUUACACACAAGAUAAAUGAGAAGCAAAUGCAGUAAGGUCAGGCUUAGUGAUUUAGACCAGGGGAACCCAAUACUCAUCUCUGACCCUGGCAAUUUCAGAUGUGUGAUGAAAGAAUAGUAAAUCAUGACAGGGACAAAAUUAUGGUGAUGUCUUUGUGCUUAAUAACCUGUCUUGGUACUUGUAACAACCUUCCCAAAUCUUGAGACGGAUUAUUGCCCAGUAAAAUGCCUAGUCCUGCUAAGUUUAGUGGGAAUUUUUUUAUGAACAAGACUGGGUGCAUUCACCCAAGGAAGAGAUCUCAAACAGCAAACAUGAGAGUAUCUGUGGAGAAAGGGUACCUAGAAGCAGAUCUUCCUAAAAGAGUAACUUUAUCCAAAACCAUGAUUGUAGUGAUCCAUUUUUGUCUAUCUAUAUAUAGAAAGAGAGGUUAGCUGUGAAGGCCUAGGUAUCCAAAUGUCCUUAUUCCUACAGAGUUAUUAAAAUGGAACUAUAAUAAGAGAUAAAUAAGGAAAUGACAGCAUUCAGCAAUCUAAGGAGCAUAAGGUGUGAAGUCUGAUCCAAAGGAGUGUUAUGCAGGUCUCUAAUCUAAGCAUUACUUUAUUAUCAAGAAUUUUCCACACCUAAUUAUGCCAGCAUGAUACAUCUAGAGGAUCUCGCUUUACUGUCAUAAUUAAACAUAAAUCUUGUAUGACCACCGUAUAAGUGAUUUUUUGAAAUUCAGGAGUUAAUAUUUUUAUUUUUACAUACCUACUGCUGUGUAAUAAAAGCCCCACAAAUUCUAGAAAAGGAGAUCAAAAGAAAAAUGUUUUCAUCCUUGAUAAUAGUCCUGGUGGCUAGAUUCACAGCCUGUACUCUUCUGGCAAGACAAAGUAGUAAGUUCUGAAGAAAAUUUGUAUUUUUCACUCUAUAAUAUUUUUGAUAGCUCAGAUAUCAGUGAACAGUAAGUGUUGAUCUUUCUAGGAGUGGUUGCUAGAAAAUACUAGGAAAAUUAUAGAAUCAUAUUAUCUGAUAAUGGUCUUGUUUUAUCUAUAUAUGUAUUGUAUUACAUUUAAAAGUGAUGAAGAAUUAUACAGUGCUCUUGAAACACGUUAUUGAAGCAUUUCUGUUUGUGUGAUCCCUAAUUUGGUACUUCACAAUGCUAGCAAAAUUUGGAUCAUGAUUUACUUUGAAAUGCAAGUAAUUUUUGACAUGGGGUUAUAAAGAACUGAGCCAUCUGUGAUGAGCAGAGUUAGUGCCAUUGAGUUCCGUGAUGUGCCACCUAAAGCAGGGGUGUGUGGCUGUAACAGAGGUCCCAGGGACCUUACACAGAUAUUUCAUUAGUCAUUUCUUGUUGUGCAAAUCACAGACUACAGGGGCUGCAAGGGACCUCUUGAGGCUUUCAGAUCUGUCCUCGUGUCUGAAGCAGGAGCGAACGGACCUGUGCCAUUCCUGGCAGAUCACCUCACUCUUCAUGAACUGUCUCCAAUUAAGAAAACACCCAGGAAGGCAGACUUCAGAGCAUGCUGCAUUGGUGUGUCUUCGAUAGCACUAUGGUUGUGCUUACGAGCAACAUACAGGCACAAAAUACAAUAGCAGAAAGGAGAGCCUUAAGAGAACAUGUGUAUCCUAAGCUGAGAGAAUUCUGCAGAGAAAACUAUGGCCUGGAAUUUCAGGUUAUAGACCUAUAUUGGGGAGUAGAAGCAGAUGAAUGGGACAGUCCUGAGCUGCAGAAGACUCGCAUGAAGCUGCUUGAAGAUUGCUUGAAAAGUUCUGCAGGUCCAUGCUUUGUUGGCCUGUUGGGAGAGAAGUAUGGGAACAUCCGAAUACCGGGGGAGGUUGAGUCAGCAGAAUUUGAAAUGAUCCUGGAUGCUGCUAUAGAGGCCAAGCUAGAGACAAGGAUUUUAGAAGAGUGGUACUGCAGGGAUGAGAACGCAGUGCCGCCAGCAUAUUACCUCAGACCAAAGUCAGAAAUGCUGAAGAACUACCAGAACACGAUGGAAUCUUCUUCAAAUUCCAUGAAUGAGAACAAAUGGCAAGAUAUAUCAGAAGAGAUUAAGAAGAUUUUUAAGACUGCUGUGAAAUUGCUGUAUGAGAAAGGAAAAAUGAAACACAGCCAAGCAAAGAGAUAUCUUUCCUCUGCUAUUGAAGAUGAACUUGAUUUUGCCUUGGGUAAACAAACACCAGCUUUCCUAAAGAAGUGUGUUUGCUACAUCCGGAAAAUUGCCAACAUUGAGCGUUUUGUUAAAAUUCCAGAGAUGGGAAAAUACAUGGACGUGGUACAUAAAGCUGGGAAGUUUCUACGAGAUCCUGAAGCCCAUGAGAAACUGAUCAAGCUCAGGGAUGAAUUCAUUCCUACCAUUGUCGCAUCGUCCAAUCUGAGAGUGUACACAUCCGUCACCCACUGUGACAUGAAACUGGGUUACUCCCAAGAAGUGGAGAGCCAUUACAUUGAAGGACUUGGUAAACAGUUCUAUGAAGACAUGAUUGACAUAAUCCAAGCUACAGUGCAGCAGAAUUUUGACACGGAGACAGACAUGCUGUACGAUGAAGUUCUUCAACACUCAUCACUAUGUAAAACAUAUUCCACUUUUUAUGAAUACAGAUGUGAGGCAUUAAACAUUGUUCACAAAUAUGUUUUACCUAGAAAAAUAGGACACAUUAACCCUCUUAUCAUAUAUGGAGGACCAUGCACAGGGAAGACUCUUCUGUUAGCUGAAGCAGCAAAGAAGGCCUAUUCCUGGUUGCAAGAAGAGAUGGGACCAGAUUCUGAUCCUGUGGUAGUUAUAAGAUUUUUGGGAUCCACUGAAACAAGUACAGAUCUGAAGAAUAUACUUCAAAGCAUUUGUGAACAACUAGCAGUCAACUAUCGCUGCCUCGUACAAAGUUACCCAAAAAAGAUUCAUGACCUUCGGGACUUGUUCAUAAAUCUCUUGAAUGAGUCUUCAUUUCACAGGCCACUGGUGAUUAUAUUUGAUGCUUUAGAGCAGCUAACAGAUAGUGAUGAUGGUAGAAAGCUCUGGUGGCUUCCCAUUCACCUUCCACGUUCAGUACGGAUAAUUUUGUCAACACUGCCAAACAAGCAUGGGAUCCUGCAAAAACUGAGGUGCCUUAUUCAUGAAGAAAGUAACUAUAUUGAGUUGACUGCAAGGGACAGAAAGAUGUGUAGUCAAGUACUGAAACAUCAGCUGCUGCGAGUUAAAAGGAAAGUAACAUCAGGGCAACAAAUCUAUGUCAACGAGGCAUUCUCCAAGUGCACACUGCCUAUGUUUGUGAACUUAACCUUCAGAGAGGUCAGGCACUGGAGAUCUCACAAGGAUGUGGAUGAGUCCUCCCUCUGUGUUACUGUCCACGAAAGCAUAGAGCAGUUGUUUUGGUCACUGGAAAACAAGUGUGGGUCAAGACUAUUGUCAAGAGCACUUGGCUACAUCACUAUGUCCAAAUCUGGCCUGAGUGAAAUGGAACUGGAGGAUAUUUUAGCCCUUGACAACAGUGUUAUGUAUGAACUGAAUGAGAGACUCAGAGAGAGUAACCCACUGAGAAUUCCAUAUAUAUACAUUGCAAGACUUAAGGAGGGCUUACAGGGGUACUUAAUAGAGCGACAGGUGAAAAAUGUAACACUGCUUCUUUGGGCAAAUAGGCACUUGCAACUAAUUGCCCAGAAAUUGUACCUGCACAAUGAAGAAGACUUGCGUGAAAUGCACACAAUCAUGGCAGAGUAUUUCCUUGGUGUUUGGUCAGGUGGACGAAGAAAACCUUUUCACAGCAAUGACCAAUAUCUGAGUGGUUGUCCUGACCGUGCCAGUAGAGGCAUGAACGAGGAUGAAAAGCACUGCAUGGAUCAGGUGGCUUUUGACAGGCAGGCUCCAGAUCAGCCUUGGGUCUUUCAGUGUAACCCAUUGGAACCUGAUAUCUUUUUUAUUAAUCACAGAAAAAUGACAGAGCUCAUUCAUCACUUAACAAGAUGUGGAAGAACUGAUGAUCUUCUGUAUGGAGUCAUCAUGAACUUCAGCUGGCUGUACACCAUGAUUAGAAUAGGGCAGUUUGAUAAAGCACUUUCUGACAUAGAACUAGCUUACACUUACUCUCAAGAAAAGGAGCUGAAAUUUCUGGCCAGUACCCUCCGCAGUAUAAAGUUCAAAGUAGUAAAAUACCCAGGUUCACUCUCCGCUGAAUUGCAGCAGAGACUUCUCCCAGUAGUAAGUUCAUUGCCCAAACUCAGACAUCUCCUCCUAGAAUGUGACAAGGAUGGACCCAAGUACUGCUCUAUUGUCCCUUUGCAUUCCUCCAUGGAUGUGACUUACAGCCCCGAACGCCUGCCACUGUCAUCCAGCUGCAUGCAUGUCACUGAGAUUUUGCCUACAUUUAAUCCCAGCACAAUUAUUGCUGCUUUAGAAAAUGGCUCCAUUAGCACUUGGGAUGUAGAAACCCGCCAGUUACUAAGGCAAAUUACAACUGCUCCAUCUGUUAUCUUAGGGAUGAAGCUUAGUAGUGAUGAAAAGUAUCUUGUAGUAGCUACAACAAACAACACUCUUUUGGUGUAUGAUAACAUAAAUUCCUGUCUUCUUUCUGAGGUGGAAAUUAAGGGGUCAAAACACUGUGGAAUUGCAGGGGACUCCAGUUUUAUAAAUGGAUUUACGUUAUCAGUCAACCAUGCGCUUGCUUGGCUGGAGGCCAGUAAAGAUGUUACUGUAAUAGAUCUGCUUUAUGGUUGGCCUCUCUAUCACUUCCACUGCUGGUACGAAGUGACCUGUGUGCAGUGCUCUCCAGAUGGAGUUUAUGCAUUCUGCGGGCAGUAUUUGAACACCGCAACCAUUUUCCACUUGGGCAGUGGAGAGAAGCUGACCACUGUGACCUCUGAAUUUUCAAGUGGAUUUGUGAAAUUCCUUCUCAUUUUAGACACAGCCCAAGAAAUGGUGAUGGUGGACAGUGAGGGUAGCCUCUCUGUUUGGAAUACAGAGGAAAUUGCAAAACCCCAGCUUACGGAUGACUUUGACUGCAGAAGAGAAGACAGCGAAGUUGUCAGCAUAGAGCUUUCUGAAGACCAAAGUGCAAUUUUAAUUUGUAAGGCUCUCAGCAUUGAACUUCUUGACACUCGUGUGUGGAAGGUGGCUGAAAAGUUUAGAGCUAAACACAAUGAGCGCUUUAUAUCUGCCGUGUUGUCCAAAAAUGGCAACUGUAUAAUUGCUUCAAUGGAAAAUACCUCAGCCAUUUUUGUUUGGAGAAGAGAUACUGGACAGUGUAUGGCAAGCUUACAGGAAAUCUCAGGAACUAUAGUCAGGCUAAUUAAAUCAAAUCAUCAUAACAUGCUGCUAUCCUUAUCCACCAGUGGUGUCCUUUCUAUCUGGGAUAUAGACAUCAUAACUGCUAUGUCCAAUAUUGACAAGUCUGGCAAACCCAUCCAAAGACUGGUGUUGCCAGCCAGAGGUGAAUUAAUAUACACAUUGGAUGGAUCAGAUUCUGUCCAUAAGUGGAACUUCAGCACUGGAUUUAUUGAAGCUGUGUUCAAGCAUGAAGGUAUUGUUGAAAACUGUGUGCUGACCUCUUCUGGAGAGAUAAUGGUUACAUCAGAUGAUAAAUGCAGCCAGUAUGUAUGGCACACGGUUAGCGGUGAAAAUAUCUUUCGCAUUAAUGGGCAAAAAAUCUCAGAGCUAAUGAUUACUCAUAAUGACCAGUUUGUAGUCUCUCUCUGUGAGCAAAACGCAUCCAGAGUUUGGAGACUGGCUACAGGACAUAGGGUUUGCAAUAUUUUAGUUGCCUUACAGAAUGCAUUUAUAACAACUGCAAAUACAUUUGUAGUUGGAAUGGCAAAGAACAAAGUUUUGGCAGUGAGUCUCUGGACAGGCAGUAUAACAAAGAAGUUUUGCUGUGAUGAUGGUGCAAGCAUUGUGGACAUCAAGUUGAUACCAGACUGCCCAGAUAUUAUAGUAUUUAUAACAUCUACUGAAAGUGUGAACAUCUGGAGCCUAACAGAGGAAGUCAUCUGCAGACGUGUACAAUUGCCUACCAAUUUCUUAAAAAAAUUGGAAGACUUUGAAAUAUCUCCAAAUGGGAAGCUAGGAAUUAUAACCCGUGGUGAUGAGAACAUCAAUGUGCUUGAUCUACACAGCGGAAAACUUCGUGUGGUUCACGCUCCAGGUGUCAUCUGGCGGCAGAGGCUGUCUCGCGAUGGCCGCUACCUGGUGUACAUUUGUUGCCGUGGGGAAGAAGAUGAUGACAAUGGUGCAGUCUCUAGUUUAAUUGUAAUGAGGCUAGCAGAUGGCAAAAACAUCGGUGCCUGUUCUCUUUAUAAAACUCCCACUUUUCUUGCACUCUCACAGAGACAUUUAAACAUUAUUAUUGGAUUUGAUGAUGGAAGUAUAGGUACUUACACGGUAGUGGAUCGAGUUGAUGCUGCACUGAAAAUCAAAAUUGCUACUUCAAACAGCCGUCAGAUUUUCAACAACACAACACAAGUGAUUAGGCCAAAGUGUCACAAUUAUAGUUUCAAAGUGACUGCAGACUGCAUUUGGAGGGAGUCAACAGAAGUAUUUGCAAGGGAUAGCCCCAUUACAGUUACAGAAGCUGAGGUGAGUGAAGCAACACCAACCAAAAGACACAGCUACUGCUAUGAGAAAGUGUGCUCAGCCAUAGAUUGCAGACACAGUUUUGCAUCUGACAACUGAGUAACCAUCUGGGUGAGCUUAUCUGAGUAGUACACUUGCUUAGGUAUGUCUUCUGAAUUAAUGUAAAAAUCAGUGCGUUUCUUGGAAGACAGAUAGAAACAGCAGAGGGCAGACCAGCUGUUUUUUUCCUGUCUUACAUUUCUGUAAACAUAAAAGCAAACGUAAAGCAAAGGGGCUGCAGGGUUUUUUUUUUUAAUUUCGGAAUACAAGGUUUAGUCCAGAAUUUCACCAGGGCCUUGAUUAAAAAUUUCUAGCAAUACUAUCAAAAUUGUUAUGCUAUUACAGAAGUUAGGUGAUAAUAUCUGUGGUUGACAGACUGUUUUAAAUAGAGCUAAAGCUCUAAGUAAUUGGUGAGAAGUCAGACCACUAUUUUAUAUUCCAAGUCACCUAGAUGGGUCUAUAGCUAACAGUCAACUUUAUACCCACUUGCAAAAAUGUGCUUUUCUGCUUGAUGGUGCAAUGACAAGAUGUCACCUGCCAACCUGGAACACUUGAUACAUUCCAUCAUCAUUUUAAAAAUAUCUACUUUUAUUUUUCUUUUUAAUUGGGUUUAAUCUUUGGGCUGAAAGGAGUAGGUGCCAGUCAGUUGCUAACAUGUCAGCAUGUGAGGCAACAAGUAUUUGUUCACCUCAAUGAACAGAAUGAAAGCUUUUUUGUUUAAAUUGCAUGCAGGGAUUUCAGGUUUCUGUAUUGUGAUAAAAAUUAUAAGAGUCCUAAGUUCUAAAGGAAGUAUAGGGAUUGGGGUUUUAUUUUUGGUUUAGGGAAAUGUUUCGUCUUCAUAGUGUGUAUUAGUACAGGUCAUAAUGAAAAUUUUUCAAAGAGAAGGAUGUUACUGAUGAACACUUAAAGACAUUAAUUUCUUUAUGUUAAAAGGUUGCUGUCCAUUUUGUUGUAAGAAAGUCUGAAGUAUCUCCUAUAUCUCCAAAGUAAUCCUGGUAGUUUUCAGACAUGCCAUGUAUUAGUCCAUAUAACAUUUGCCUUAGUAUUGUUUCUCUUCUUUCCCAUGAUAAAUACAGAUCAAAUGACCAAACACUCUGAGACUGUUUGUGUACCUGCUGAAAUAUUCCACUAAAUGUAAAGGCUGUCAACAGGUCCCUUCUUAGUCCAGUUUGUAAUAGGUUUUUCUUACUCUCACAUGCAUACAACCUUCACUUUCUGCUUUAGAAACUGUUCUGAGCCUUUUGUACAGUUUUACCAGUUUCAAGGCAGAAAUUGUGAAAUAAUGACAAAUGCUGUAAAAAAAACCACUACAUUUUCCUAAGUAAAAAAAAUAUACUGGACAACAUCUGAAAGCGUAAGAAAAAUUUCCCCUACUUACAUAUCUUAAAGAUGACGCACCCUAUUUCAAAUUAUUUAAACAGAAUAAUCUUAUUUUUUAAAUCAGAAUUCCAUAUCACAAAUUUCCAAGAAAUGAAUGCUAAGCUAGAACUUAAUGUAGUGUGUGAAUGUUCAGUGUACAAGCCAAUAUAGUAUAUUAAGUGACUUGAAUGAUUUUUCCUAACUGGUUUGCAACUAAUAGAUCAUAUUGAAUGUUUUUAUGUAAACUUUGUAUUGUUGGGAGAACCUACCCAAUCAGAGAUUUAUAUUUUCAUAAAUGUCAAAUUUAGUUAAAUUUUGUUACAGAGUUGUUAAAUUAGAAAUCUAUUGCAGUCUUCAAACAAAUAUACAGUCUUGUGUAUGCAUUGUUUGUACUAAUAAACUGUGGAAGCAGA
Messenger RNA from Passer domesticus (house sparrow), 10664 nucleotides. It is a transcript of the gene NWD2, whose product is annotated as NACHT and WD repeat domain containing 2. The record is from RefSeq and is a predicted model, not a curated record. Bases 3811 to 8952 code for a protein of 1713 amino acids. Lineage: Eukaryota; Metazoa; Chordata; Aves; Passeriformes; Passeridae. The transcript is spliced from 7 exons. Gene Ontology annotation, molecular function: protein binding.